Molecule: messenger RNA, 2185 nt
Organism: Styela clava
Lineage: Eukaryota; Metazoa; Chordata; Ascidiacea; Stolidobranchia; Styelidae
Source: RefSeq, a predicted model, not a curated record
AGUAAGGUAACGUGUUAAUAUGCAACCGCGAGCGACAUCUAUAUUUUUGAGAGGUAACUAACUGUUGUUGAAAUCUACUUGCGUGAGGAAUAUGACGGCGAAUCCCAUCUACACUGACAGGAUAAUUUUUGUAGUGUUUUGUUUUCUGUCUGUAGGAGCCGCAAGUUCUGAUACCAUAUUCGAACGCAACAACAUAAACGUGACCAUGGUAAAUGAAUUUUCUGGCGAAGAUAUAAGACUUGCAUGCUUUACCGAAGAAAAGUAUAACAGCCGUUCCGGAAAAGUUAUUCCAGACGAAAGAAGAGUUUUGUGGGAAUAUACCAAAAAAAACUCUGAUUCGGGUGAAGAGGGGAGGGCAUUUUUCAUCUCGAGGCAUGUUGAGCUUCCACCUUCAAAAUACACCGAAAAGAAGGAAAUAGAUCACACAUUAUACACAGAAGGCGGAGAAGAUGUUGGCGCAAAAUGUAUAUUUCCAUUCACAGCCUAUAAUAACAAUACUAAAACCAAUACAACACACUAUACUUGUACUGCCUCAGGGAAAAAAGAUGGCCGGUGUUGGUGUGGGACGGUACCGUUCCAUCAUAAACCCAGCACUUGGGGAUUUUGCCCAUGCGCCGCUCCCAUUCCAGGCGUGACGUUAUACGCAGAAUAUGGCACAGAUCCUGGAAUGCCUUGUGUCUUCCCAUUCCAUUAUAAAGAAAAAGUUUACACCGAAUGUACUCGCGAAUUGGAUGAUGAUGAUCGUUGUUGGUGCGCAACUGUUAAAUACAGAGACGAUAAAAAGAACGAUAAGUACGGCUACUGUCCGUGCGCGGGGCCUCCAAAUCAAGGCGAAUGGGGUACUUGGAGCGUUUGGAAGAAAUCUGAGUGUGGAAAAACAACAUACAGAACGCGGGAGUGCGACAAACCACCCGGGAUGACAGCCCAAAUUGGACUUGGUCGUCAUUUAUUUUGUGAUGGUUCGUCUUAUGAAUUCAAACUAUUCACUUGCAAGGAAUACGACGCUGGAAAAGAUGAUUUACACACAGUAUCUUUGCAGAAACGAGCCCAAAGAGCAGGAAGAAAGCGGACAGAUAAUUCAGUUGCUAUCAAAUCAACAGUCGUGUAUGAUUCUGGAUUAUAUUCGUGUAAAGUUACAAGCGAACAUUUGAAUAUAGCGAAAUUUCAAUAUAUAAAUCCUCGUAAAACGAUGGCGAUGUAUUUGGUUAACAUUGUGGACAAAUCUAAAGCUGAAACAAUACUUCUUGGAGAUGCGAACGAAUACCAAACUCCGACAAUGUAUGGUGGAUAUAAAUUGAAAUAUAAAUGGGAAAAUUGGGGACCGUGUAAUCGAUGUGGUUUGUGGGUCGGAGAACAGAGAAAAGGAGGCUUUUGUUACACACGAGACGUGAGAGGAAGUAUAGACCUUCCGUGUGAUUCUCCGUUAUUAGAAGAAAGUCAAAGAGAAGCAACGAAAUCUGCUCCAAAUUAUAUAGCUUAUAGGACAUGCCAUGUCAAUUGCGUCAAGAUUGAGAGGUGGUAUAUGGCUUUACCAAGAAGGAAGCCUCCAGUUUUUCUCACGGCAGCUAGAAGAGUGGUCAAUGUUCACUUUGGAGAUAAUGUACGCUUGGACUGUGAUAUAAAUCGCUCCAAUUUUCCUGCUUGGCAAUACGACCACCCAUCCGGUAAAAUAAGUCAGCUAAUUUACGUACAUGAGAACACUGAAACACGCUAUAUCGAUGCGUUUGGCAGAUUGAUGUUGGUGAAUGCACAGAAAAGUACCGAAGGAUAUUACAGCUGUUUCAUUAAUAGAAAACUACGCCGAAAUUAUAGAAUAUUUGUAAGUGAAAAUGUCAGUGAUAUGGAAGAUGCAGUAUCUAACUCUCCUCCUUAUAUAAGGAUUGGUAUUGUCGUCUUCAUAAUCGUUACAAUAGCUUUGAAAGUUGCAACUACAAGAAUAGAAAAAUAGAGGCCAUUGAUCAGUAACCCUGCAACAAACAUACAGAUCUGAUUCAACAGUUGAGAACAGGGUAUUAUCGAAAUUGUCCUCGGGUUCGCACCGUGCUCUUUUUAUGAUUUUUCCUGCGCAGAUGAUUCAAUGACCCUAUUAUUAAUUCGUAUUUGUUUUAAUAAAAUAUUGAUGAAAAAUAUUUACUGUAUGAAUUGUAUUGUUUAUGCAAAAUGCGGUUUAUGAAUAAAAGAGAAA